Rhodofomes roseus is the source of this 1455-nucleotide messenger RNA. RefSeq names its product ammonium transporter. Lineage: Eukaryota; Fungi; Basidiomycota; Agaricomycetes; Polyporales; Fomitopsidaceae. The record is from RefSeq and is a predicted model, not a curated record. Gene Ontology annotation, molecular function: ammonium channel activity. Gene Ontology annotation, cellular component: plasma membrane. Gene Ontology annotation, biological process: ammonium transmembrane transport. The transcript is spliced from 2 exons. The annotation marks the transcript as partial.
AAAUUCCCAGAAUAUUUUGGACUCAAGGGCGUGCUCGAGAAACCCUCCGUCGGCUCAACACGCAUCCCCUCCAUCGCCUUCUGCGUCUUCCAGCUCAUGUUCGCCGCGAUCACGCCCAUGCUCGCGAUCGGUGCGUUCGCGGAGCGUGCGCGGCUCGGGCCCGUCAUGGUCUUCGUCUUCGUCUGGUCCACGAUCGUCUACGACCCGAUCGCGUGCUGGACGUGGAACGCCUCCGGCUGGUCCUUCAUCCUCGGCGGCCUCGACUUUGCCGGGGGCACGCCCGUCCACAUCUCCAGCGGCACUGCCGCGCUUGCGAUCUCCAUCUACCUCGGCAAGCGCAGGGGGUAUGGCACGGAGCGCCUCGCGUACAAGCCGCAUAAUACGAGCUAUGUCGUGAUCGGGACGGUCUUCCUGUGGUUCGGCUGGUUCGGAUUCAACGGCGGCAGUGCCCUCAGUGCGAACCUCCGCGCGGUGCAGGCGUGCAUCGUCACCAACUUGGCUGCGUCUGUUGGCGGUCUUACCUGGAUGCUCUGGGACUACCGCCUCGAGCGCAAGUGGUCGACGGUGGGCUUCUGCUCGGGCGCGAUCGCCGGGCUCGUCGCGAUCACGCCGGGGUCCGGGUACGUCGGCUCGCCCGCGGCGGUGCUGUUCGGGUUCAUGGCGGGGACGGUGUGCAACUUCGCGACGCAGCUCAAGUUCUACUUCGGGUACGACGACUGCCUGGACAUCUUCGCGUCGCACGCGAUCGGCGGCGUCGUCGGGAACGUGCUCACGGGGCUCUUCGCGCAGGCGAGCGUCGCGGGCUUCGACGACAUCGCGGCCAUCCCCGGCGGCUGGCUCGACCACAACUACAUCCAGCUCGGGUACCAGCUCGCGGACUCCGUGUCGGGCAUGGCGUACUCGUUCGUGAUGACCACCGCGAUCCUCUGGGCGAUGCACUUCAUACCGGGCCUGCGCCUGCGCGCGUCGGAGGAGGCGGAGAUCCUCGGGAUCGACGAUACGGAGAUGGGCGAGUUCGCGUAUGAUUAUGUGGGCUUGGACUUUGUCGCGGGCGGCGCGAAUGGCGGGUUCCACGACGACGUGCGCGAGGACCGCGGCGCGAUCGCGGGCGGCCGCGAGCCCCAGCAUAGUAAGCUCCAUAUGCAUGACCAGGGCGUGGAGGUGCAGGAGCGCGGGGCGGCGCCGGGCAACCACGAGAGCGCGAGCGCGAGUACGGUCGACGAGAAGGCGCAUUCGUAGAUCUGGGAUUCGGCUCUGGUGUUUGUCUUGCUUGGAUUACGGUAAUGUGGAGGUAGAUGAGGCGGUGGUGCAGCGGGAGGGCUGAAGAAGACAAAACGUCGUCGUUCGUUUCAUAUAUAUCCGUAUCUCCGAGAGCUCGUCUGUUCAUUUCGUAUUCGUAGUCUAUGGCAUACUGCGCACACUCUGUCUCCGCUACCUAGAUACAUAAUGUACACC